Odocoileus virginianus texanus is the source of this 1494-nucleotide messenger RNA. Lineage: Eukaryota; Metazoa; Chordata; Mammalia; Artiodactyla; Cervidae. The record is from RefSeq and is a predicted model, not a curated record.
CUUCUGUCACUUCUGUUUAAACCUGGCUGCCCUACAGCUCACUGGGUGGCUUUGGAAAGUCAUUUCACUUCUGCUUGCCUCGGCUUCCUCAUCUGUAAAAUGAGGAUCAUACCAGUACCCACCUCAGACAGUUACAUGGAGAGUUAAGUGUGUUGAUAAAAUACAUGUGCAGUGCCUACAGCAGUGUUGUGGCUCGGAGUGAGGGCUGUGAUAGUGUCUGCAGUUAUCCUGUGAGACCAGCAGUGUCUUCUGACCUCAGGGAUAUUUGUUUCUUUCCUUUUUCCCCUCUCACUCUGCUUCUGGAAGCUUCUAGCGCAGGUCCUGGUGCUGAGCCCUCCUCCACCAGCUGUUUUAUUCUAACAGUUUUUCCCACUCCCCAGUAGGCAGGUGAAGCACCAGGAUCUGGACCUUAAGGAUCUCUACUUUUGAAAGAAUCAGAAUGAGUGCUCUCUCAGUUAGGGCUGUUGAAAAGUUAGGGCUGUUGAAAAGACAGGGCUCAUGUCACCGGAGAACCUCCUGUGGGCCCGUUUCCUUUAUUGCCAGCCUGGGGUCCAGACCUUUCUAGGCUGGGCUUGUGGGACCUUGUGGUUUAGGGGAGUGGUGGUGUGGGUCUGUGUCACAAUGACCUGGCCGAGCCCUAACCCCGUGUCACAUGUUUAGCACCCGUUCAGCCAAUGAGACUGUGGCACAUACAUGCAGCCUGAGUCCCCACUUGGCCUUGCCUUUGAUGUCACAAUCUGACCUUGUGCAUAUUAACCUGGCCACAGCUGCUCACACACCAGUCGGCAAGGUCAGGAGGACCAGUGCAGUAGGAUGUGGAAGAGAAUUGACCAUCAGCUCAAGAUCAAGGCAGGGGACGGGCCUCAAGCAGGCCAGUUCAAGGAACUGGGUCCUGGUCGGGAACCCGCCAUGCCACACCCUCUCUCGCCGUCAGAAUUCCACACCGUCCCAGUGUUUGAGGACAUCAGCCAGCACAUCAAAGAAGUGGGGGACCAGCUGGUGAAGAAAGUCAAUGCCAUCUUCCAGCUGGACAUCACCAAAGAUGGGAAGACUGCCCACCAGUGGACCAUUGAUCUGAAGAACGGCUCUGGGGACACGUAUCUAGGACCUGCCAGGCUCCCAGCGGACACCGUCUUCACAAUCCCCGAGCCUGUCUUCAUGGAGUUGAUUUUGGGCAAAAUGAACCCUCAGAAGGCUUUCCUUGCCGGCAAGUUCAAAGUGAGCGGCAAAGUUCUGCUUGGCCAGAAGCUGGAGAGAGUUUUCAAGGACUGGGCUAAGUGGUAAGCCUGCCGAAAUACCAGGAAAAUGAGCAGACCUUCUCUCCGAUUAUAAUGUCAAGCAGCAAUGAUGCUUAAGCUGAAGAUUAAAACAAAAAGUAUUCAAUAUUUUUACUCAAAUUCUUCCUAUUCAAGUUUGAUUAAUGUCCCUGCUGAUGUGUUAAUUUGGAGCGAGGGUUCUAGAGCAGUAAAGAGAGUUGCAGUGUAUCACCUAAAA